This is a messenger RNA of Stereum hirsutum FP-91666 SS1, 3687 nucleotides long. RefSeq lists its product as uncharacterized. Bases 61 to 3351 code for a protein of 1096 amino acids. Gene Ontology annotation, biological process: proteolysis. The record is from RefSeq and is a predicted model, not a curated record. The transcript is spliced from 8 exons. NCBI's taxonomy places the organism in Eukaryota, Fungi, Basidiomycota, Agaricomycetes, Russulales, Stereaceae. Gene Ontology annotation, molecular function: metalloexopeptidase activity.
AAGUCGUCCACGACGACGACGACGAGCAGAUACUAGUCUUGUUUCUCAGGGUCGACGUCAAUGUCGAUAUCUUCAUUUCUUCAGUCCGUCUUUGGUUUCAGAACUGUGCCUACCACGGUCUUUCUCAUUCUGAUUUAUGCUGCUGCAUUCGUUUCGCUCUAUGUGACUGACCAGCUCCCGGCCGUACCAGCUGUGGACAAGCAGCAUGGAUAUGGCGUCGAUUUGGAGGCGGCAUAUAAGGAUCUACAUUUGAUCGCUGCUCGUCCACACCCGUACAACUCGUAUGAGAACGACCGGGUUCGAGCAUACGUACUUGAUCGCGUCUCACAGAUCGCGCAAGGCCAUGACUUUGUCCAUGUUCUCGAUGACCUCAAUACGACGGCAUCGUGGCUAGAAGGACGACUGGCGACAUACUUUGAGGGGAACAAUGUAUUAGUGAAGGUCGAUGGAUAUGAGGGUGGAGCCGAUGAUGGUGACGCAGUCCUAUUCUCUGCGCAUUUCGACUCAGCCCCCACGGCGCCUGGGGCCACCGACGACGGGAUGAGCGUCGCCGCCCUUCUUCAAAUGCUCACGAUUCUAGCUGAGCACCAACCACGACGGACUGCCGUGUUCAACAUUAACAAUGGAGAAGAGAAUGGGCUUUCUGGAGCACAUGUAUUCGUGGAACACCCAUGGUCCGAGCUCACAUCCACCUUCAUGAAUCUCGAUGGCGCAGGCUCAGGAGGGCGCCCUCUCCUCUUUCGUGCAUCGUCCGUAGAUACCCUCCAAGCUUUCACCAAGGCUUUUGUCCCGCACCCACACGCCAACGCCCUCACAGCCGAUGCUUUUUCCCGCGGUGUCGUUCGCUCCCGUACGGACUAUUCUGUAUACACUAGUACUGCACCAGGUGGUCGUAUGCGUGGAGCGGACGUCGCAUUCUACAAGAACCGAGCUCGAUAUCAUACACCUGACGAUUCGAUCAGGGGCAUGGGUAGGGAUGGAGCGCGGAAAGCUCUUUGGGCAUUGUUGGAAAUCGUGAGAGGAGCCGGAGGAGCGCUGCUCAACGAAGAUGCAGAGAAAGUCGGGGUUGGACGGGGGAAAGUUGGUGAUGGCGACGUUAUGCAGCAGACUGAGGGAGCUGUAUACUUCGAGUUGUACGCCAACUUCCUGAUCGUAUUCGCCGCCAGAAUUUUACUAGCAGUUCAUAUCUCCCUGCUCGCUGGAGGCCCCAUCAUAGUCGCUAUAUUUGCCUUCCUUCUGUAUCGGCAGUCCGCCAUUGCUCAAAGAGGACAGGCACGUCGUCGAUGGGUCGAUAACGUCCGAGGUUAUGGCCGUUUCUGGCUCGCGCUGUUCAUCACCCUCGGGGCACAAAUCGGUCUUGUCGUUGGCUUCAUCAAGCUCAAUCCCUACACGAUCCAUGCUCAUGCACCUUCCGUCGUCCUAUCCAUCAUCUCCCUUGCCUACCUAACCCUCUCCGUCCCGCUCUCCCUCGCACAAAUCGUCCGCCCCGUCCCACCCGCAAAACAAAAACUCGCAUGCCUCUUCUCUCUCUACGCCCUGACCUGGAUAUUCCUCGUUUUCGCCACAGUCGCUCUGCAGCAAUGGAAUGUCUCGGGCAUGUAUUGGGUGGGUGCGUGGAAUGCGUGUACACUAGUGGCUGUGGUGAUCGGUGCGGUGGAGGGGUUGGUUGGGAGUGGGAGGGCGGGGAGAGAGGUUCCGGAUGAGAGUGUGGAGCAGUUGCAGGAUGAGGAACAGGAGAGGGGGAGAAAGGGGAGGGCUGUCCGAUUCCGCGGGUCAGAUGAAGCGUAUGGGGAAGAGCACGGUGAGGGUACAGGCAGCGGACAAGAUCAAGCUCAUUCCGGUGGAAAUGUCUGGGAAGGCAUUGAACACAACGAGCGUCCCGGCGCCACCUCACACCACGAUGAAGGCGCAGAAGAAGCGACCGAAACGACGCCGCUCAUGUCUCAUCGUGUCGUAAUGCCCAAGUCUGUUUUGAAGUCGUCGGAUGUAGUCUUGGACGAGGAAGUACAGGAUAAGGCCUUGUUUUGGUGGAUCUUGGAGGGUUUGUUCGAGGUGCCGGUGCCGGUUACGUUGCUCGGGAGUAUUCUGUUUCUUUGGGUGGGUGCGAUGUCGCAGACAGUUUUGGACGGUGGGUGGGUUGGGAUCGUCUACAUCCCGCUCUCGCUUCUCUGUGUCCUCGUCAUGCUUCCCCUGGCCCCAUUCGCCCACAAAAUGCACAGCGCAUUCACUAUCCUGGUCUUUGUCCUAUUCUUGGGCAGCACGCUCUAUGCCUGGCUCAUGUUCCCUUUUGAUACUCGUGACGCGAGGUGCAAAGUGUACUUUUCCUCUCGAGUGGAAUUGGCCAACUUCACCGCAUCCUCCUCUACCACCUUAUCGUCCUCCGAUGUUCACGGACCCCGGACCCCUAGUCCAUUCGACGCCGUUGCUCCGAAACAACCGAAGAUAUUACGUACGGUCACGCAGCUUACAGGCGUUCCGGAGUAUAUCGAACGUAUCGUCGCCGAGCUACCUUCCUCUUGGAGAAAUAAUGAUGGAGAAUCGAAGGUGUCGUGUAUGGAUCUCACGGUCAGGAAGGGGCUUAGGACGUGUGAGUGGGAGGUCGAGGAGGGUUGGAAGCCUGCGCCUGUGUUGAAUUCGACCCAGGACCCAAUACUGGUGUCCCAACAUGUCGCUCGAAAGGGGAAAGAGGCAGAGGGUUUGGAGGCGCCCUGGAUGUCUCUAAACGCCACAAGACUCGAUGAUAACCUCGCGAGGUUCAUCAUACAACCUACAAAUUCGAGGCACUGUAAGAUUUCCCUGGGCGGACCCGGAAAUGUUACGGUUGCGAGGUAUCGUGUAUUGAACACCGCUGGGCCCAGCUCCUCUAUCGCCCACGCCAGCCAGAGAUUCGGGCGUAUCAGCGUGGAUGAUGUUGAGGAGACGAUACGUGGGACGACAUGGCACGAGUUUGAGGUUCCAGGUGGAAGAGAUGCGGGCGUGCGGGAGGUUAGCCUUUGGAGUCGAACGUGGGUCAGAGAAUUCGUGGUCGAGGUUGAGUGGGAUCAUGGACGUGAUGAAGAUGUGGACGAUUCCUCAGACGAAGAUGAGGGUAAGGAAAGGGAGACAAGACUUGGAGGAAGGGUGGCAUGCGAUUGGGAUGAAUAUGGUGGUGGUUGGGCACUCGGGGCGACUUCAACCUCGAUGGAUCCAGAUUCAGAGCUAGAGAUGUUCGGAGAUGAUAACGUUCGUGGUGAAGAGGGACUGGGAGCACAUAUACCGGCACUAGAGGAGGUUUUGGAGUUUUUGCCGGAGUGGGCUAUCCCGACGGCAUCCAAUGGACUUGUGGAGGUUGUUGGUGGAUUUUUCAUUUGAGUGGCGUUCGCUCUCUCAUGCGAAUAUUUUCAGUGUUCAUUUUUUCUCGUUCGGUUUGUACUCACGCUUCGUUCCAGACUCGAUCACCCCCUGGUUGCCCCCUGGACGCCAAUCUGGCGACCAACUAAUAGUUUUGAUACCUGAUUUCUGAUCUCCAUAUUCACGCUGUCGUUCGUUGUAUCUACGACUGUAGCAUACUACUCUUGUACAUAUGUAUACUAGCCCUCUGUACUCAUACGCCUCAGCGCUACUGUUGGUUUACCUUGCUUUUUUGUACAUGUCCAAUGUUCCAUCUCAUGAUCUAAGUAUAAUGGUUUACUCUUUUCUUUACUGUCC